GGCUCGGCUCGGCUCGGCUCGGCUCGGUUCAGCCCCGCUCGCCUCGGACCAGCCCAGCCCAGCCCAGCCCGGCUCGGUCCCGCUCGGUUGGAUCAGUUCAGCUUGAUUCGGCUCGGCUCGCUCUGGUCCUUCUCAAUUCAGCUCGGCUCGGUUUGGUCCUUCUCUAUUCGGCUCGGCUCCACUGGCCCGUUCAGCUCGGCUGGCUCGCUUCAGCUCGGUUGAGCUCGGUUCAACUCGGCUGGCUCGCUUCAGCUCCCUUCGGCUCGGUUCGCUCUGGUCCCUCUCCAUUCGGCUCAUCUCGGUCCGGCCCCGCUCGGCCCGGCUCGGAUCGUUCUCCCGAGCCGGGUCCGGGUCCUGUAGCGCGGGCUUGAUCCGUAGCUGGGAAGCACCUCCAGGUCCCCUGUCCUGAGCCCGCAGCGGUGCCCGGAGCGGCAAAAAGAGAUCCUGGACCUGUGUGGUGCCAAAGAUGUUCCCGCAGAACCGGCAGCCGGCCCAUCUCCAGGCACCCUCUGCUGCCUCAGGAGCCGCUGUUGCAGCCAGCGCCAUCCCCAGCACCCCCCAGUCCCUCAAGCUGACGUACCCGGAGACCUUGGACCGCAUCAAGGAGGAAUUCCAGUUCCUGCAGAACCAAUACCACAGCUUGAAGUUAGAAUGUGAAAAGCUGGCAACAGAAAAAACAGAAAUCCAGCGUCAUUAUGUCAUGUACUACGAGAUGUCCUAUGGCCUCAACAUCGAGAUGCACAAACAGACGGAGAUUGCCAAGCGUCUCAACGUGAUCUGUGCCCAGCUCAUCCCGUUCCUGUCUCAGGAGCACCAGCAGCAGGUUGUUCAGGCCGUGGAGCGUGCGAAGCAGGUGACUAUGACCGACCUGAACGCGGCGAUCGGGCACCAGCUCCAGACCCAGCACCUCUCGCACCACGCUCCCCCCAUCCCGCUUACCCCUCACCCCUCCGGGAUGCAGCCCACCGGCCUCGCGGGCAUCGGCAGCGCCUCCGGGCUGCUGGCGCUCUCGGGGGCACUGGGGGCACAAGCCCAGCUCCUCGCCAAAGAAGACCGAGGAACCCACGACACCGAGCCCAGGGAGCGAGACCCUGGCCCCAGCUCCCUGGCGCUGCCCAACGGGGAGCGAGCACGAGCCAUCUCCGAGUACCUGAGCAGCAGCAAGAAGAGGAAGGUGGAGGAGAAGGACUUUGUUACAGAUUAUGGCAGCGACGCAGACAAAAGCGAAGACAACUUGGUGGUGGAUGAGGACCCCUCUUCCCCACACAGCGUCCACUCCUACUCAUCCCGGGAGAACGGAGUGGAGAAGGUUCCACUGGGGAAGAAGGAAGCUGUACCGCUCAGCCCGACCUCCAUGGCUUCCUCGAGCAGCACAUCCCCGUCUCGGAGCAAGGAUGCGCCCACGGUGGAGAAGGCAGGAACCCCCAGCCUGAAGUCCAGCACCCCCACUUCCCAGGGCGAUGCUGCAGCCUCGGGUUCCAGCGGUGCCCAACAAUUCCGCCCCAUCGCUGCCAAAGCCCCCGUGGAUCCCCUGGCCCUGAGCCUGAGGAACCCCUUGGGAGUGCAGAGCCCCUACUCAGCCGCCUUCGGCAUGGCCCACGCUGCCGUUAACGGGGACAUGGCCGGCACCGGUGCCUACGCCAGCCUCCACCUCGUGUCCCCGCAGCUCAACGGGGCUGCGGCCGCCGUGGGAGCCGGCAGCUACGGGCGCUCCCCGCUGGUGGGCUACGAUCCGCACCCCCAUAUGCGCGUCCCAGGGCUGGCGGCCGGCAUGCAAGUGGGAACUUCGGGGAAGCCCGCCUACUCCUUCCACGUCAGCGCUGACGGGCAGAUGCAGCCGGUGCCUUUCCCACCCGACGCCCUCAUCGGCUCCGGCAUCCCCCGCCACGCGCGGCAGCUCCACACCUUGACCCACGGCGAGGUGGUUUGCGCCGUCACCAUCAGCAACUCCACGAGACACGUCUACACGGGUGGCAAGGGCUGCGUGAAGGUGUGGGACGUGGGGCAGCCGGGCACCAAGACGGCGGUGGCUCAGCUGGACUGUUUGAACCGCGACAACUACAUCCGCUCCUGCAAGCUGCUCCCCGACGGCCGGAGCCUGAUCGUGGGAGGGGAGGCCAGCACCCUCUCCAUCUGGGACCUGGCAGCCCCUACGCCCCGCAUCAAGGCCGAGCUCACCUCCUCUGCCCCCGCCUGCUACGCCCUGGCCAUCAGCCCCGAUGCCAAAGUCUGCUUCUCCUGCUGCAGCGACGGCAACAUCGUGGUGUGGGACCUGCAGAACCAGACGCUGGUUAGGCAGUUUCAAGGUCACACGGAUGGUGCCAGCUGCAUCGACAUCUCCAACGACGGCACCAAGCUAUGGACAGGGGGGCUGGACAACACGGUGCGGUGCUGGGACCUGCGGGAAGGGCGUCAGCUGCAGCAGCACGACUUCAGCUCCCAGAUCUUCUCCCUGGGGUACUGCCCGACGGGCGAGUGGCUGGCAGUGGGCAUGGAGAGCAGCAACGUGGAGAUCCUGCACAUCACCAAACCGGACAAGUACCAGCUGCACCUCCACGAGAGCUGCGUCCUCUCCCUCAAAUUCGCCUCGUGCGGGAAGUGGUUUGUGAGCACAGGGAAGGACAACCUGCUGAACGCUUGGCGAACGCCCUACGGAGCCAGCAUCUUCCAGUCGAAGGAGACCUCCUCAGUCCUCAGCUGCGACGUCUCCACGGAUGACCAGUUCAUCGUGACCGGCUCAGGGGACAAGAAAGCCACAGUCUACGAGGUCAUUUACUGAGAACCAGAGAGGUGCGACCUGCGGGAGGGCCCGUGCCACACGGACAGGCGGACAACCCCGUGGACGGACGGGUGGACUCUGCCUGCCCUGACUUCCCAAAGAACGCGCAGCCCAUGGUCGGGGUGGCCGAGCCGGAGGAGAGCGGCCAAGGGUGGAGGUGGCCCUGGGUGGGUGGCCAAGCACCUCGCUGGGCUGGGAGGUGGCGGCUGCUGCUCGCAGUGAAUUUCUUGGGGACUUUCUCCUUGUUUUGUUCUUUUAUUUGAUGGUUUAUUUCUAAAUCUGGACUGGGGCAGCUGGGAGGGGUUUUUUGUUUGUUUGUUUUGUUUUAUUUAGGUUUUUUAUUAUUAUUAUUAUUGAGGAUUUUCUUUGGUUUUAAAUUUUUGUUGUG
Molecule: messenger RNA, 3167 nt
Organism: Cuculus canorus (common cuckoo)
Lineage: Eukaryota; Metazoa; Chordata; Aves; Cuculiformes; Cuculidae
Product: transducin-like enhancer protein 1
Exons: 21
Coding region: 467-2779 (770 amino acids)
Biological process (GO): regulation of DNA-templated transcription; negative regulation of canonical Wnt signaling pathway
Cellular component (GO): transcription regulator complex; nucleus
Molecular function (GO): transcription corepressor activity; protein binding
Source: RefSeq, a predicted model, not a curated record